UCAGUAUUAUUGCUCAGACAGCAGCCACCAUGGGGAGUUAAGGGGAUACUCGACGGGUUAUUUUCGUUAAUAUUUAAUAUCAGAAAGUUAUCCAUAUGCUGCGUUUUGGGGCAAACAGUUCACGCCAGUAUCCCCAAUGCAGUGGAUUACGGGGACCGGGCUUUCAGAGACGGGUGAAUUGUUUUCCAGCAAAAUCAUUGCAAGAGGCGAAGAUCUGACCUCUGCACUGUGCAACCAGAGACAUGAGUGUUGUCAGAGAAUUACAUGGGAUUGGGUACAGGGGCGGCGGUGGCGGGGUUGUGGCCUCUCUGAGCGGCCCUACCCACUUUACCGAGGAUGCUCCGCGACCCCCGGUUCCUGGUGAGGAGGGAUCUGAUGUGGACCCCCCAGUCCAGUCGGCCAACACCCGUCCUAACGCCCUUUCCCAAACUCUUGGGUAUCCCACUUCAUCCUCAUCCUCUAAAAUGGGGGAUCCAUCAAGUUAUACACCCUCCUCCUCGUCAGCGACCCCGCGUCGCCCUGAUCUGGACUUGGGAUAUGAACCUGAGGGCUCGGCUUCACCAACUCCACCUUACCUGAAGUGGGCCGAGUCACUUCACUCUCUCCUAGAUGACCAGGAAGGCAUCCAGCUGUUCCGAAACUUCCUUUGCCAGGAAGGGUGUGCGGACCUUCUUGACUUCUGGUUUGCUUGCUCGGGGUUCAGGAAGACAAGCCAGGAGAGGAGGGCGAAGCUUGCCAAGGUCAUCUACAGGAAGUACGUUGUGGACGGCGGUGGGAUUGUCUCCAGGCAGAUCAAAGCAGCGACCAAGAGCUUCAUCAGAGACUGUGUUGGAAGGCCACAACCAGACCCUGCCAUGUUUGAACAGGCUCAGACAGAGAUCCAGGCCAUGAUGGAGGAGAACACCUACCCUUUGUUUCUGAAGUCAGAUCUGUACCUGGAGUACACACGGACAGGAGGGGAGAGCCCCAAGCCUAACCCAAGUGAUCAGAGUCCUUCAUCGGGUCUAGCAAAACCUGUGCCUGGGUACUUACCCACACUUGCUGAGGAUGAGGAGUGGAGGUGCGGAGGAGGAGGUGUGAGGGAUGUGGAGGAAGAGAAAGAUGAAGACGAGUGUGGAGACACACCAGCUAGUAGGCUGACUCAGAGCCUGCUGAUGCAGACAGCACCGCAGAGAGCCACGACGAACAGGAGGAAGCCGGACAGCAGGGAGUACAGAACAUGGCGGGAGCCGGUAAACCCGUACUACGCAAACAUGGGCUAUGCUCGUGCUCCAGCGACCAGUGCCAAUGACAGUGAGCAGCAGAGCAUGUCUAGCGAUGCGGACACACUGUCACUCCCCGACAGCAGCGUAGAUGGUAUUCCUCCAUACAGAUAUCGGAAGCAGCAUCGUAAAGAGAUGCAUGAAAGUGCCAAAGCUAAUGGACGUGUGCCCCUACCUCAUAUACCUCGCACGUAUCGCAUGCCAAAGGACAUCCAUGUACAGCCUGAGAGGUUUGCUGCGGAGCUUAUCAGCAAGUUAGAGACGGUUCUCAGAGAGAGGGAGGCUCAGGAAAGACUUGAAGAGAGGCUGAAGAGAGUACGACUGGAAGAAGAGGGUGAUGAUGCUGACGUCUCCGUGACAACCUCCAUGUCUUCUCAUAGCAUACCACUUACCCUCCCCUCAUCAUUUCAACCUCUCUACGGCGCCCGUUACUCAGAGACCACUGCUAACACAGCAACGGUGGCCACAUAUGGCGGCCUUGUUGCCAUGGAGGAUCCCCUUGAUGACGACCCAGAAUCUAUCCUGGAUGAGCAUGUGCAGCGUGUGAUGAAAACGCCAGGCUGCCAGUCGCCAGGGGCAACCAACAGCACCUUAGGAGGAGGUCGACAUUCUCCUCCCAAAUCAUCACGUUCGCCUGAUGGGGGGAUUGGCCCUCCUCACUUCCCCCCUCACAGAGGGGGAGUUCACACUCUGCCUGUUCCCGGGGUCAAAAGUAUGCAUCACCACAAACCGUUGUACCACCACAGAGGAAGAGAAGGGCAGGAGGAGGCCGGCUCUAGGUCCCAGGCCAAUAUCUUAUGGAAUGGAGACCCAGCCAGCCAGUAUGCAGGGAGAAGUCGUAACUACGCCGAUGGAGCGGGAGCCAGCACGCUGGAGGGCAUGGGUUACAGUAGUAAAGGCAGCACACUAUCUCGGCGAGGUUGUAAGAAGUCGUCAGAGACACCUGGGAAAGUGGAUGAUAGUGGGCGAGGCAUGGAGGGCCAGGUACCACUGGAUGAUCUGGAGAGAAAUCAGAAGAUCCUGCAGUGGAUGAUGGAAGGAGAUAGACAAAGGAAGAGCUCACAUGGCGGCAGCACCAGCAGCUCCAGGAGGACAGGGGCCAGCAGCGAAUCACCGCGUCCAACAUCAGUGGAGCGACCUGGAGCUGUGCACCCCUGGGUCUCUGCACAGCUGCGUAACAACCCCUCCUCCGUGUCCCCGGCCCUCCCUGGCUCUGUGUCCACACAGGUCCAGCCCUCUCACCCAUUCAUCCAGGAUCCAGCUAUGCCACCCAACCCGGCUCCCAACCCGCUCACCCAGCUAGAGGAGGCUAGGAGGAGGCUUGAGGAGGAGAGAAGGAGGAAUGCGAUACAGCAGGCCAAGCAGAGGCACAAGUCUGGUAAGCGCCAAGUGUGUGACAACAUGACCGUUGCUUACUACUUCUGUGGAGAGCCUAUCCCAUACCGAACAUCAGUCAAAGGCCGUGUAGUGACUCUGGGCCAGUUUAAAGAGCUGCUUACCAAAAAGGGCCAUUACAGGUUCUACUUCAAGAAAGUGAGCGACGAGUUUGACUGUGGUGUGGUGUUUGAGGAGGUCCGUGACGAUGACGCCAUCUUGCCCAUCUUCGAGGAGAAGAUCAUCGGGAAGGUGGAGAAGGUUGACUGAAAUGUUUGGGAACAGGAAGAUGACAUGGAUCAUUUGAAAAAGAAAAGGAGAUGGGAAGAGAACUUUGGGAUUGGACCGAAUUCAGCUGUGGGAAAAUGUACGACAGAAAGUAGAAAGAUGGAAGGAGCGAUGUGUGACAGAAGGUAAUUGAGCUGCGUGGUAAAAGCUCAAGUAAUAAGGAAGUGGUUCAUUUUCACGGCAUAUCUGGAAAUCUGCAUCAUGCCUGGAUCAAACACACAUACUGCGAAGAAGAUCGGCCAGAUGAAACAGAAGCAAAGGAGAGGAACUUUAAUUAUUUCACCGUCUCGUCUCCACUGUGGAUAUAUGAGGAGCGCUGUUAAAAUCUGAUGUCUGUCCAGUCUUCCUCUACGAUGGAUGGAAAAGAGUGAGGGGGCUGCUGGGGGAGGAGAAAAGGAGUAAGUAGUCUUCCAUCUCUGCUCUGGAGGAGUCUGUCCUCCGCAGACCAUUUUGAUGCUGCUACAUUACCAUGGAAACUCUUCAAUCGGUGCUCGGGACAGUAAAUAAAGCGUUUUUUUUUUGUUGUUGUUGUUCCAUUCGGGAGUCUCGCUGCCUUUUGCUGUCUCUGUUCCUCAUCAGCGGGGGGAGGAGAGAAGAGGACAGAGGAUUUUGGGGGGAGUGGAACUUUAGCCUGCUUCUCCUCUUGUCGACGUCAUAGCCUCAAAGGAGAAACUUUUCUCACCGUGAUUCCUAGAUGUCAUGUAGUGAUCUCUGACACCGACAUGUUCUCACAACAGUUCUCCACACAACUUGUUUACCAAAGCUACAUAUUUUUGAUAAGGCAAGUACCCUAGCUACUUGUUUCAUUUUAUUUGAAUUGUCUAUGUACAAGGCAGGUACUAUUACUUAUUAAUGAAGCCUAAUUUCGUUGUAUCUCGACUUUAAUGUUGUAUUAUUGUGUAUGUUUUGAAGCUAGUUCAUUAGUCAUUUCAGGGCAGCAAUGUUUUGUUUUCUCCUCUUAAUAACAUAUCUUCACCUCAGUUCUGUACUGUUAACUUUGAGUGUGCAGUUUUGUUCUCCUAAGUGAUGGAUUUUAAUUACCGUAAAAUCCGGAAUACAAGUCGCACCAGUAUUGUAUGUAAGAAAAAGUCUGUUUUUGAGGGUCUCCCAGAGAGGAAAAUGGUUGAAACUGUCUCCUGCGUGGCGAUUUCUAUCGUGUUCAGCAAAGUCAUCAACGUGCCGUUCCUGUGCAGCUGAAGUUGGCAGUUGUUUUUGCUUUGUGGAGUUUCCACUUCUACGAGCUACAGUACGGUAGUUGAGCUACGGCGACAGUUGGACCCAAAGCCCAACAAUCAUGCUGCACAGCUCAGCUGGUCGCUCGUUGACGUUACUGGGAAUCUUUUCUAUCAAACCAGCGCUCCACAAAGUUUUUUUAUACUUAACAGUAAACCACUGUUUUCUUUUAAGUGCAUGACUUCAUGAGGGAGGAAAAAGGUUCAAAAGUGGGGCUGCCAGCCUGGUCUUCGAUGCCAUGUAUCCCAGCACAGCUUGCAGUACACAAUGUAUAGAGGGAAAUGUUCAAUAGCGUCAGGUGGCGUGCAAUGUUGAUGGUGGCGGCGGCACUCACUGUAAUGAUGGCACGUGUGUCAGCCUUUUAUACUGGUAUAUUGGUUCGCACCGGUAUAUAGGACAUAGCCAACUUUUUAAAUGAAAACAAUUGUUCUUAUAAAUGCGUCUUAUACACCGGAUUUUACAGUAAAACUUCAAAAAUUCUCAUGAAAAAUAAAAACACACUAAAAUGUGUGACACCUUUGACCACACUAUCUAUUGUUUCUAACAGCUCACACCUCAUUUGUUUGUGUAACUCCCAAGCUCAGUCUAGGUGCCUGCCUGUCCAGUGCCAUUACUAUCUAGAAAGCUUAUUCUGAAUCAUGGUAUGUGUGAGGGGG
Molecule: messenger RNA, 4813 nt
Organism: Labrus bergylta (ballan wrasse)
Lineage: Eukaryota; Metazoa; Chordata; Actinopteri; Labriformes; Labridae
Product: axin-1
Biological process (GO): cell development; negative regulation of canonical Wnt signaling pathway; positive regulation of proteasomal ubiquitin-dependent protein catabolic process
Cellular component (GO): nucleus; plasma membrane; beta-catenin destruction complex
Molecular function (GO): molecular adaptor activity; beta-catenin binding; ubiquitin protein ligase binding
Source: RefSeq, a predicted model, not a curated record